AUGAACUUUUCUUAUUUAUUCAUUAUUUUACUUUUAUUUAUUAAUAAUGUUUUAUCUUACGGAUAUGUAGGUCAUCAAAUUACUGCAUCUAUUGCUCAAAGAUUUCUCUUACCAAAAGUGAGAGAACACGUGCGAGAACUACUUCCUAAAAAUGCAAACGGAAAUCUAUAUCCCAUUGCGUCAUGGGCUGAUCGAGUAAAAUUUACACCAAAGUAUAGAUUCACUUCUAGGAUGCAUUAUAUUAAUGCUCCACGUAAUAAUCCCCCAGAUAGUUGUACUGUUAUAUAUACACCAGGAAAGAUUGAUGUAUUAAAUGCUAUACAUAAUUAUACUAAUCGUUUGGAUCCAAAAAGCAAUUUGGAUUUUUGGUCUAGAGCUGAAGCGUUAAGAUUUCUUGUACAUUUUCUUGGAGAUUUACAUCAGCCUUUGCAUGUAGCGGCAAAGUUUAGAGGUGGAAAUGGAGCAAAGGCAAUAUUUGAAGGUCAUAAUACAACAUUACAUUACAUAUGGGAUUCAAGAUUAAUCAAUAAACAUAUAAGAGAACUUGGGUAUAACUUUACAUUUUCUGAUGAUAAUGCAAAUAACUUUUACGAUGGACCGUUUUUUGAACCAUAUGUUAAGUAUAUUAUAAACUUAAUGAAAACUGUAUGGAAACAAGAAGUAGCCGAAUGGGCUGUUUGUAAUGAAGAAGUAGAGUACAUUUUUGAAAAAGAAACACAAGAAUUACUUAAGCCUAAUUCAAUAUUAUUUGAGGAUAAUAAUAAACAAACUCAUUUUGAAGUAAAUUCACGACGAGAAAAAGAAAAAUAUUCUUUAAAUAAAAAACAAACUUCAGUUUCUUGUCCAGAAUUUUGGGCCGUUCCGUUAAACAGAUUAAAUUGUCAAAUAGUUUGGAAAGAUUAUAUACCUGAUACGGAAUUAAGUGAAGGAAUAUAUUAUGAAAGAAUUAAACGAACUAGGAUUGUUGAAAAAUUAUUAGCUAUUACUGGUAUUAGAAUUGCUGCUGUAUUAAAUAGUUUAUUAGGAUAG
Molecule: messenger RNA, 1029 nt
Organism: Rhizophagus irregularis DAOM 181602=DAOM 197198
Lineage: Eukaryota; Fungi; Glomeromycota; Glomeromycetes; Glomerales; Glomeraceae
Biological process (GO): DNA catabolic process
Molecular function (GO): endonuclease activity; nucleic acid binding
Source: RefSeq, a predicted model, not a curated record